AUGAGUGGGACUGGUGCGAGCGCAGCCAGCGGCGCUGGUCUCUGGAAGAAGGCUGUAUCAGCUUUACUUGUUUACUUUUCGCUUAUUCCGACGGAUUCGGCAGCUUCUCAGUGCUUUAUGCAGCAGUACUCUCUCUGCACUAUUUCACUGACGAAAUAUGUUUUUAGCGAAUUCUUAGCGAUGAAGUUGAUGACACACAAUUUUCUAACAUCGAAGUUUCUCAAAGGUGUGGUUAAUGGGAGUAAACCUGCUAUUAUGUCAAAAAUCCGGGUGGCUGCUGGGGUUCCACCUGUAACUCUAUCCCCAAGUGACUCUAUGGUGAAAGGGUCAAAUACACUUGAUGCGGCAUCCGCGUCUCCCGACGCGCAUGAUACCCGGUGUUCAGACCAGAGAUACUGGCUAUAUCACUGUGGUGCUUCGAAUAACUCGGGACGGAAUGGCGUAGCGAUUGUCAUAUCUGACAAGGCAGAUGACCGUGAUAAAGACAAGUUCUAUGCGGAACUUCAACUGCUUACAAAGUCUCUGCCGAAACAUGACAUGAUCAUAAUCGGAGGAGACUGGAAUGCUCGCGUAAAUCAUAAUGCGAUGGCCUUAACAAUUGGUAAAUAUUGCAUCGCAGACUGGUGUGCCAAUGGGGAACGUCUUCUUCGCUAUGCCGAAGAGCAUGAACUUUUUAUUACUAAUACUUGA
Molecule: messenger RNA, 690 nt
Organism: Dracunculus medinensis (Guinea worm)
Lineage: Eukaryota; Metazoa; Nematoda; Chromadorea; Rhabditida; Dracunculidae
Source: the annotation of a GenBank genome assembly